UGAUCUGAUUAAUAUGUUUAUCUCGCUAAUUAAUGUUAUGACGGUAGUAUUUAAGUUAAAUCUUAGUAAGAAAUGCCGAUGAUAGUAGUGGGUGAUAGCAUGUUGAGCAAACUUGUACUUCUAUUAGCCGUAGCGGGCUUCGCGGCUUCAACGACGAUUAGGGCCAACGUAGACUUUGUAGAAAAUGUAAGAGAAUAUGAGCAAAACCAAGGCCGCAUUGUGUCGGGCCACGACGCUGUCCUGGGGCAAAUCCCGUACCAGGCGCAUUUAAGAGCCAUCGACCAGUCCUUCAGAAUAUUGGGCUGUGGAGGUUCAGUUAUUCACGAAUCAUGGGUGAUCACAGCAGCUCAUUGUACAGCUAACUACCGUCAAAUUACGGUUCGUGCAGGUCUCAUUGAGAUGAACUCAGCAGAGUACAUAUCCGACUCAUGGGACUGGUACAACCACCCCACCUACAAUUCAGACAAUCCUGGAGCUGUGCAGCCUAAUGACGUCGCUCUUAUUAAACUAAACACUCCAAUUACAUUCAGCUCAAACGUUCAAAGGGUGAGGAUUCAACCGUCUACUGAGGCGUUCAAUGACUAUUCUGAAGAGAGACUGAUUGCUAGCGGAUGGGGAAGGACUUGGACCCAAGCUGCAGCAGCAACAACCCUACAAUGGACAUAUCUCCGCGGCGUUGACGACGCAUUGUGCCUAAGUCUUUUCACAAGCAGAAUUGUCAACUCUAACACUAUUUGCGCGCGUUGGUACAACGUCACCUCACAAUCUGUUUGCCAGGGUGACAGUGGUGGUCCCUUAGUACAAUACAAAGACGGUGUCCCAACCUUGGUGGGAGUCACUUCCUUCGUCGCUGGAGCUGCAUCUGGAGGUUGCCACUCUGGACAUCCUGGUGGUUUCAUUCGACCUGGUCCAUUCCUCUCCUGGUUCCAAGAGGUCACUGAUGUCGAUUUUGAAUCUUUGGAUGACUUAACUACCACACCACAACCAACUACCCCUGAGCCAACUCCAGAAACCACCCCCGAGCCAACUCCAGAACCCACCCCCGAGCCAACUCCAGAACCAACCCCCGAGCCUACGACAGCACCAACCCCCGAGCCUACACCUGAACCUGAAAAGCCAGAUGAAACUCCAGAGGAGGAGGAAGAAGACGAUGAUGAUGACGACGAUAUCUCCGAACUAUUGAAGAAGUUACAGGUCAAAGUGAGAGUUGAAGUCAACCUAAAGAAAUACAGGAAGGUUGCCGGAAAAACUAAGGAAAUCGAACACAUCAGAUACUUGCCGAUUGAAUAAUUUUAAUUCCAAAUAUGCGAUGUUUCUAACUAAAUAAACUAUUUAUCAGAAA
This is a messenger RNA of Pieris rapae (cabbage white), 1342 nucleotides long. Its product is annotated as collagenase-like. The transcript has 8 exons. The record is from RefSeq and is a predicted model, not a curated record. Gene Ontology annotation, biological process: proteolysis. Lineage: Eukaryota; Metazoa; Arthropoda; Insecta; Lepidoptera; Pieridae. Bases 73 to 1290 code for a protein of 405 amino acids. Gene Ontology annotation, molecular function: serine-type endopeptidase activity.